ACACGUUGUGUACUGAUAGAGGAAACCCAGAAGCCCAAGAAUCCUCCAGUCUCACUUGCUUCUUCUCUGACUCAUUCCUUUUCCCACAGGAGGAACUCCUGUCUUAGCCAGAGAGCUUCCUUUGGACUUGUGUUCCAGGCACCGGAUGCUCAUCAGGGCAGCCCUAAGCCUCCUCAUGAGGACAGCGGGGACUACACCAUGAACUCCGGAUCAUGCCUGAGUGCCAGCACAAUGGCCUUUCCCACCAUCACUGGCAGCAGCGUGGCCAUGAGUGCCUACAGCAGCAGCAAUGCUAGUCCUGCCAAUUCCAUGGAUACUCAGAAGUGCUUCCCAAAGAAGCAGGACAAAGUGAAGAAGAGGGUCAUCUGGGGCAUUGAGGUGGCUGAGGAGCUUCAGUGGAAAGGCUGGGAGUUGGGGAAGGAGAUCACCAAGAACCUGGUUCUGAAAAAUCUAUCCUUGAAAAUCCAGAAGAUAAAGUACAGGCCCCCCAAGACCAAAUUCUUCUUCACGGUCAUCCCCCAGCCCAUCUUCCUGAGCCCAGGCAUAACCCUCUCACUCCCAAUCAUCUUCCGGCCCCUGGAGGAGAAGGAGUGCGUGGACCAGCUGUGGUUUGAGAAAGCAGAGGGGACGUUCUGUGUGGACCUGAGAGCCACCCUGCCCUGCCACAAUCUGAUCUGCCCACCGUCCCUGCAGUUGCCCAUGUGCGCCAUCGGGGACAUGGCCGAGGCCUGGUUCUGUCUGGACAAUGUGGGGGACCUGCCCACCUUCUUCACCUGGGAGUCCCCCAGCCCAUUCCAGAUGUUGCCGACCACGGGGCUGCUGGAGCCAGGCCAGGCCUGCCGGAUCACGGUGACCUUUCAGCCCCUUACGGCUAUCAUCUCUGAUGUUCAGGCCACGUGCUGGUACGGGGAGGGAAGCAAGCAGAAGAGCAGCAUCCAGCUGCAGGCUGUGGCCAAACGCGCCCAGCUGCUGGUGAGCAUGAAGCAGAAACGCCCGGAGGACCAGGAUGCCGAGGGCAUCCAGAAGGUGCUGCACUUUGGCUCUGUUGCCGUGGGCUGCACCGCUGAGAGGCAGAUCAAGCUGUAUAACCCAUCGGUGGUGAGCGCCCCCUUCAGGAUCGAAGUGGCCCCACACAUGCUGGCCAAAGACGAGGCCUUCUCGUGCCCCACGGCCCAUGGCAUCGUGCCCCCGGGAGAGAAGAAAUGCGUGUCAGUGUUCUUCCACCCUGAGACCUUGGACGUCAGGACUAUGGACUACUUGUCUGUCAUGCCCUCUGGCUGUGCCUCCCAAACCCUGCUCAAAGUCGUUGGUUUCUGUAGAGGUCCUGACGUGUCCCUGCAGUUCUACUGUGUCGACUUCAGCUGGGUCAACCUCGGGAAGCGCUCUGAGCAGUCCCUGUGGAUUGAGAACAAGUCAGACUGCACGGCCCACUUCCAGUUUGACAUCGACUGUCAGGAGAGCGUCUUCAGCAUCAGACCUGCCUUUGGGACCCUGGUGGGCAAGGCCCGCGUGACCCUGCACUGUGCCUUCCAGCCCACUCACCCCAUCAUCUACUUUCGGAGGGUGGCCUGUUUCAUCCACCACCAGGACCCACUGUUCCUCGACCUGAUUGGGACGUGCCACUCGGACAGCACCAAGCCAGCCAUCCUCAGGCCUCAGCACCUCGCUUGGUACCGCACACACCUGGUGCGGGGCCUGACGCUCUACCCGCCUGACAUCCUGGGCAUCAUGCUGAGGGAGCAGAAGCUGGAGCAGGAUAAGAAUGGUGCCCUGAUGAUUCCCACUGAGGACCUGGAGGACAUACCGGCCCCACAGUAUCCCCUUAUCCCCCCCAUGACCGAGUACUUCGUCGACGGCACCAACGACAUGGCCAUCUUUCCCCCGCCCGUCAGCAUUGAGCCUGUCGAGGUGGAUUUUGGUGCCUGCCCCAGGCCCAAGGACCCCAACCCUGUCCCCCUGUGCCUGAUGAACUACACCAAAGGCAAGAUCACUGUGGCCUGGACACGCAGGGCUGAUUGCCCCUUCUGGGUGACUCCAAACCCCUGCGAUGUGCCCCCUCUCAAGUCCACAGCCAUGCGCUUGCACUUCCAGCCGCCUCACCCCAACUGCCUGUACGCCGUGGAGCUUGAAGCCUUUGCUGUCUAUAAGGUCCUGCGGAGCUACAACAAUAUCGAAGAGGACUGCACUGUGUGCCCUUCCUGGUGCCUGAGGCUCCGGGCACGAGGCCACAGCUAUUGUGCUGGCUUGGAGCACCACAUCCCUCAGUAUACCCUGGAUGCCCCCAAGCUAUUUCCUGCAGUGCCCCCCAGUGAACCCUCCUACCGCAGCCUGCUCCUGACCAACACAGGCUCGAUGCUGCUGACCUUCAACCUGGCCCCCAGAAGCAGCUCGGACGUCUCCCUACGGCCCAGCUCGGGCCUCGUGCCCCCUGGGGCCCACCAGAUCUUCCUCAUCUCUACCUACCCCAAGGGCACCUCCUGGAAGCAGCAUGUUUUCUACUUGCAGUUCAAUUUCUGCCCCCAGUAUCUCAAGGAGGUAACCAUGCAGAGCCGGGAGGAGCCGCUGCAGCUGAAGCUGGACUCCUGUAAAAGCGUCUUCUUCAAGCCCACCUGGGUGGGUUGCUCCUCCACCAGCCUCUUCACCUUCCAAAACCCCUCGCGUCUACCUCGGGAAUUUGAGUGGAGGAUCUCCCAGCAGCACCGGAAGAUGCUGGCCGUGCAGCCCACCAGGGGGAUUAUCCAGCCCAAUGAGAGCCUUACGCUGACGUGGACCUUCAGCCCCCUGGAGGAGAUCAAGUACCUGUUCCGAGUGGGGAUGUGGGUCUGGGAAGCUGGCCUGCCCCCAAACACCAAGCCCCCCGCCACCACCCACUACAUGCUCCGGCUGGUGGGCAUGGGCAUCAGCAGCAGCCUCUCCGCAAAGGAAAAGGAGCUGGACUUUGGGAACGUGCUGGUGAACAGCGAGCAGACCAGGGUGCUGGUGCUCCUGAAUGACGGCAACUGCACCCUCUAUUACCGCCUGUUCCUGGAACAGUGCAGCCCUGAGGCUGUCGGCAAUGGCCCCCUCGCUCUGCAGCUGGACCGCACAGAGGGGAGCAUGCCGCCCCGGUCCCAGGACACCAUCUGCCUGACCGCCUGUCCCAAACACCGUUCCCAGUACUCCUGGACCAUCAACUACUCUCUCCUCUCCCACAGAGAUAACAAGGUUGGGGAGAAGCAGGAGCUGUGUCACGUGUCCCUGAUGGCCGUGUACCCCCUACUCUCCAUCCUGGAUAUCUGCUCCAUGGGCAGCGCCGAGGGCAUCACCCGGAAGCAUCUGUGGCACCUCUUCUCCCUGGACCUGCUCAACAGUUACUUGGAGCGCGACCCCACCUCCUGGGAACUCACCUACAAAGUGCCCACCCGGCACAGCACCGGCCAGACCCCCUCUGUCUUCACCCCUCUGAAGCUCAGCUUCAAUUUUGGGGCAGCACCAAUAGAUGCCCCACCCUCUGUGGUGCUUCUGGCCCUGAAGAACAGUGGAGUGGUGCCCCUGGACUGGGCCUUCCUCUUUCCAAGUGACCAGCAGAUCGACCUGGAGCUGUGGGCAGAGCAGGUGGAGUUUGACUGCACUGAGCUGCAGCAAAUGCGCGUGCAGGACAAUUGCAUAUUCUCCGUCAGCCCCAAGGCUGGGAGCCUGAGUCCCGGGCAAGACCAGAUGGUGGAGUUCAAAUACAGCCACCUGUUCAUUGGCACUGAUCGCCUCCCGGUGCUCUUCAAGGUGUCCCAUGGCCGGGAGAUCCUGCUAAAUUUCAUAGGUGUGACAGUGAAGCUGGAGCAAAAGUACGUGCACUUCACCUCCACCAGCCAUCAGUUCAUCCCCGUCCCCAUCGGCGACACGCUGCCCCCAAGGCAGAUUUAUGAGCUGUAUAACGGUGGCUCGGUGCCUGUGACAUAUGAGAUCCAGACCAGCAUCCUGUCGCAGGUUCAGGAAAAAAAUUUUGAUCACCCCAUCUUCUGCUGCCUCAACCCCAAAGGGGAGAUCCAGCCAGGUACAACUGCUCUCGUCUUCUGGAUCUUCUCACCUAUUGAGGCCAAGACCUACAUGGUGGAUGUGCCCAUACACAUCCUGGGAUGGAACUCAGCCAUCAUCCGCUUCCAGGGAGUGGGCUAUGACCCUCACAUCAUGGGCGACACAGCCCCAUUCCACAACAUCUCCUCAUGGGACAAUAGCUCCAUCCACUCGAGGCUGAUGGUUCCUGGACAGAAUGUCUUCCUGUCCCAAUCUCAUAUCUCCCUGGGAAACAUUCCUGUGCAGAGCAAGUGCAGCCGCCUGCUGUUCCUCAACAACAUCUCCAAGAAUGAGACAAUUGUCUUUGUCUGGCAGCAGAAGGCUCUAGACUUUGGGGAGGUGUCUGUGAGUCCUAUGAGAGGAAAGGUGGCUCCCGAAGAGACGAUCCCAUUUGUGGUGACCCUGAAGGCCUCAGCGCAUGCCAGCUUCUAUAGCAUGGACCUGGUAUGCAAGGUGUACCGGCAGAAACUCCUGACGCAGUACCGUAAGGAACUGCAGGUGUGGGAGGACGAGAAGGUGCGGCAGGAAGUGGAGUUCACCAUCACAGAUAGGAAAGCAAAGAGAAGGGCGUAUCGUACAGCUUGUGAACCUGUGAGCAAGUACAGGACGCUGCCCCCCAUCAAGAACCAGUGGUGUCUCAACUGCCCAACCAGCUGGAACCUUAAGAUUGCAAAGGAGGAGACACGCUGGCCAUGCCCCCAGCCGCCCUCGCCAGGGAUGCUCAGCUUAAGCCUCACUGCCCGCGCCCAUGCCACCGACUACUUCCUGGCCAACUUCUCUGACUUUCCCCGCCACUCCUUGCACCGGGAGUUGCCAAAGAGGAGGUACCCCAGGGAGGAGUCGGAGGCUGGCGAGGAAGAGUCCACGGACAAGUGGGCCCCUGUCUCCAAGCAGAAGCAGCAGCUCCUGACUGACUGUCUCACCACCAUAAUCAGGGGUCUGCUGGAGGACAAGAUCUUCCAUGAGGCUGUGGACCGAAACCUGGUGGAGCAAAUGCCUUACUUCUGCCAGUUCUGGAAUGAGCAGUCGGCAAGGUUCAUGGCCCAGAGCAGCAGCCUGCACUUAGUGCCAGCCACGUCUCAGUCCUGCAACAGCUCUGAGCGCACGUCCCGGGAGUCUCUGAAAUGGCAGUGGCAGCAACAGCUGAAGGUCUCACUGAAGGAGAAGCAAGAGCAGGAUGAGAAGGAGGCCAUCAGCCGGCUCCCGGCUUUCGUUAGCCUGCAGGAGGCGCUGCUGGAGAACAUGAUCCAGAACAUCCUGGUGGAGGCGAGCCGCGGGGAGGUGGUGCUCACUUCGCGGCCACGCGUCAUCGCCCUGCCGCCGCUCAGCGUUCCCAGGAUUCUGACUCCCGACUCGCUGCCGGCGGCGUCCCCGGGGCCGCAGCAAGCGGAGAUGCCCUGCUCGACUGAGCCGACCUCCACCAACUGUUUGCAGACGCCAGCGCCCACCCCCUCCGACUUGCAGCUCUAG
This is a messenger RNA of Lipotes vexillifer (Yangtze River dolphin), 5520 nucleotides long. It is a transcript of the gene CFAP65, whose product is annotated as cilia and flagella associated protein 65. The transcript has 34 exons. NCBI's taxonomy places the organism in Eukaryota, Metazoa, Chordata, Mammalia, Artiodactyla, Lipotidae. The record is from RefSeq and is a predicted model, not a curated record. The annotation marks the transcript as partial. Gene Ontology annotation, cellular component: cytoplasm; sperm flagellum. Gene Ontology annotation, biological process: sperm axoneme assembly.